AGGAAAUGUAAACCGUACCAGAUGCCCCUGCGUCCCAGACAAUGUCUUAUCCCCUGCUUGAGCUCACCGACGUCGAUCGGGGGCGGACUGAUUGACAAAAGACGAAUGACGGACAAUCUCUUAUGAUGGCCGGAAAUCCCGCGGCAAACGAGCUCAGGCGGUCAGCAUCCGAGAGCGGCGAUCAGGGGAGCUGGUGACGAGACGCUGAUCCAGUCAGACAUGUGACCCCAAGGAAAACCAAUCGUCGUGCCUCAGCUGUCGAAGGAGAGCUUGAUUGCAUGCACGCUUUGCUCCGAACAACCGUCUCAUGCACAAGGCCGAGGCAGAUGGCAAUGACGGCAAGCCCCAGAAGAGCCGGGCUGACUGUCAGAAGUCACAUGCACUCAGUUUGGCAGACAGCGUGCGAGCGAACGAGGAGGCGAGCGUGUAACGUGAACUCAACCUAAAUUUCGCAAGAGUGGAUGAGCGAGCGGGCCCGUUGGGGAUCGUACAUCAAGCUGAACGAAGCCGUGCCUUGCUCGCACACCUACCUGCCUGAGCACGACGCUUCUUGUGCUCAAGUGCACAUCAUGGCUGAAGCCGCACAGCACGUGCAAGAGCCAUCCCCUCAUACUGAAGACACGACCAUGCAGGAAGCCUCGGCGGACUGCUCUGCCGUGCAAACACUCAAGGAGACCUUCACUCGCAUCGACUCGACGUACACUCGCUGCAAGACCAGCUUGAGCGUCUACCUGACCUCCGUCACCUUUGCAACCACUCAGGCCGAUGCUCACGUGCACACCUCAUCUGCACCUGUGGCUGAUUCGGCACCUCAUGCGCCACACAAGCCAGAGUGCAAGCUCAUCAGGCCGACACCAGACAACGCACAGACGGCUCUCACACAGGCCGAUAGAGCGCUGGCCCAUCAGAUUCCUUCGGCAACUCCUGUCAGUACAUUCACUCACCCCAACAGAUCAUCGAACAAGACCCGCACCCAGCAAGAGGAGUCAUCGGAUCUAUGGAGCAACGCACUCCAGCAAGAUCUUGCUAUCCUCUCGAGCGACUUGCAGGCCUUUGCCCUCGCUGCAGAGUCACUGUCGCUCUCCCUCAAUCUCUGCGAGUCAAGCUGGGACCACAACGGCCUCACACACACUCAAGAGCUGCUCGAGUCCAUCGGUCUCGAGCUUUGGAACCGAGCCAUCUCACUCAAGAACACAAGCAUCGAAUCAUGCGAGGUCAAGACGAUCUGCGCUACCAUCCGUCGUACUGCAUUCUACUCAAUACAAGCGCUCUAUGCACUCCAUCGCGCAUCGAAACACACUUUGAUCGCUAGCGCGCAAGAUGUCAGCCAGGUACAGGCGGAUUACGAUCGUCUCGAACAGCGUCAAGUCAUUCGUUUGCUCGAGACUGCGUCGCACACGGCUAGCGCACUCAAAGCGUCGGGUCAGGCCCAUGCAGCUUCGUUCUUACUUGAGCGAGCUGCGCAGUACUGCGAGGUCAUUGAAACGCAGCAUCACUGCAAAGCCGCCCAUUCGACCGUCGGACUGACUAUGACCACAGACCAUGACGGGUGCCUUUCAAAAGUCAGGAACUCUUAUCAAGCCGAGCAUGCGCAUCUCAGUGUCCGCCAUUCUUCGGCCUACGAGACACAAGCCCAGACUGCAGCUUCAAAAGCCUUGCUGCUCUUUCACUGCACUCGUGCCGAAUUCGCAUGGGAGGCUCACAAAGUCGAUCUGACCUUUCACAUGCUCUGCAAGGCUGCAGCAGAGGAAAUUCUCAAGCACUGCACGAUGAUCGAGAUCGAGCGUCUCGGUCGUCUGACGCUCACUUGCGGUCUCGAGCUGCUCAAAGUAGACAUGUCGCGCGAGAAGGCAUUCGACUUUCUCAAGCUUGCCAACACCGUCCUUGACUGCCCUGCUGCUCACCAAGUCAACGCGCUCUCUGUGCUCAAGGUUACCGCAAUGCGCGCUUACGCAUCUUCCCUGGGUCCAUCAACCUCGACCUCUGAUGCACAGCGCAUCGAACAGGCCGAGACGACUAUCAAAACUCUCGUUCGCGAUUCUCCAAACUUCGAUACUUUUCGAACUUAUCUGCAAUGGCUCAUCGUUCGUCGCGGCAAAGAUGGAGAUAUACUGCAAGUCUUUGAACAGGCUUGUCAUGCUAUGCCAACGACAGAGAAUGCAGUAGAGCAGCUUCUGCAAGACACACAAGGCAUCAUCAAGCGCCCGCUGAAGUUGCAGCUUCUCGUGUGCCUACUUCGCGCUGCUGUCCAGAAGGGCGCCACGCACGCCACCGGCUCGGCACUCCUCGCUUGUCUCUUCUUCGUCAGAUACAAAGACCUUGAUUCCGUCCAUCAGAUUUUCGAUGUGAUCAACAGCGAAUCCCGUGGCAAGCUCGAGCAUGACACCGCACUGGCCUGUCAGAGCCGACUGUGGCAGCUUGGCGAUAAAUGCUACCACGAGGACGACAUUGCCACCGCUGCUUGCUGGUACGAGAAAGCUGGCAACGAUAUCUUUGCCGCUUCUGGCCGUGCAAAGCAAGUCAAAAGCCUCCGCAAAUCUGCCAUAUGUCAUCUGCAUCUCAGCGAUCACAAGAAGGCCGAAGAACUCAUGCGCGCAUGUGGCGAACCAGACGAGGCUGGUCACUUCAAUGCCAAGCUUCUGGCUGCCAUGCUCAAGGGCAACCCGCGCGAGACAUCAGAAAAUCUACGUCGCAUGAUGGACUCGGGUGACUUUGAUCAGCACAGUCUGGUCUGGAUCUAUCGAAUGGCUUUCGACCUCGAGCAGAACAAUGUCGUUGGCCAGGUUCUCAGCGCCAUUGGUAAGAUGUGUGCACGCUCUUUGCACGGACCAGCUGCUGCGGAGCUCUUGACGACUUUGCGACACCUGAUCGAUGUCACAGCAGAGCGUCUGGACUCGGUCCGUGGGCUCGAUCACAAUGACCUGCUCGGAAAGGCUGUAGCAUUCUUUGAGGCAGGCAUCAGUGUCGUUAAACAGAUCGAGGGAACCGCCAAGGAUAUUUCAGACUGCAACAAAGAGCUCCACUGGAUGCAUCAGCAGGCCGCAAAGCUUUGCGAGCAGUACGCAAACGUCCUCGACAAACCCACCAUGUGCCUCUUGUACGAAACCACUGCCAAACUCACCGAGCGCGUGCUCGUACAUGAGACCAAUGCUUCGCGCAAAAGCAAGCUCAAUGAACAGCUUCUCAUCUCAAAGUUCGCUCUUGCAGCUCUCAAGGUCGGCAACAUUGGACCUAAUGACGAGUUGCCUUUGCAAGAAGCUCAGCAGAGCGAUGAGAUGAUUUCCACGAUCACGACGCACAUCGAACAGGAGCAACAGAUCGAGCAAUCGCCUGUCAUCGAGCGCGUCUACAGUGCCCUGCAAGUACUGAUCUUCAAGAUCCGCGCAGCCGCAGCAGAAUGGGAGCGAAUGCUCGCCUGCAUGAAUCAUUGCAUGCAGCUCAAAGCAGCCUGGCAGAUCACCGCCGCUAUGGCAGACUUUGCCCUGCAGAAAAAGCUACUGCCCGGCGAAGUGCUCGCAAACAUUAUGCAGCUCACCAUGCAAGCUCAAGUUUCGUCCGGACAUCUUGACAUUGCUGCUUUCUCACGCUGGCUUCAUGCUACCGUCGCCAUCUUGACCUUGGCGUGUCAGCUCGACAAAUCGUACGAGUACCUUGUCCAGGCGCUCGAGGUCAUGAAGCAAUCCGACGAAGGCGCAAUCCCUCAAGAAGAGCGCGACUGGAUCAUUACGACGACGUGGAACAUGGGUCUCACGCUCUCACACAACAAGGAGAAGCUCGUAGAGGCAAAGAAAUGGUGCGAACUUGCCCUCGCAAUGGCCAAGCUCAGCAAAGACCAGACCCAGUACGAGACGAUGAUGCACACCUAUGAAAACGAGGUCGCGAAACGCUUCGAGACCCGCGUCUACGAAACUGUGACCACUUACACGACCGUGCGCGAUGAGGUCACGGGCGAGGAGACAACGCGCGAGGAAAAGGUAACACGCGAAGUGACGAAGGAAGACAAGAGCGCUACUGGCGGCCAGAACCAGAGUGGGUACACAGUCGGCUGCGAGAGUUCACAGCAAGUGUCGCGCACGAGCUCGUAUCAGGUUCAGCGCGUCGAGACCCACAGUGAAGGCCAGGUGACAGGCGAGCAUAUGCAAGGCGGUCAGUCAAAAGGCUGUCAGAUCCAGGGCACGUACGAACAAGGCAACAAAGUCCAGAGUGGCUAUGCUGUCGGCGACAGUCACAUGGAGCAAUCGCUUUCCACUUUGACGUUCCCAAGUCCUCGUCAGGUAACGACAAGCACUGGCCAUCUCGAGGAAGUAGACGAAUGCAACAUGCAAGCCAGCGAGUGGUCUUCGCGCGGCGGUCACAUCUCUCCGCCCUCCUCUACGACUACGGCCAGUAGCUCGCCUACGAUUACGCGUAUGACGACAUCGGUCGUCUCGAGCAUCAGUCAGCCCGAGUAUGUCACGACAUCUACGCGCAACCUUUGCGCUGGCGGAUACAGCGGCAAUCGCGCUCGAAAUUACAGCGUAGACACCCAGAGCAGUCUCAGCACGACUGCUGCAGGUCUGAGCGAGGAGCGCUGGACUGUCACGCCCUUCAAGCCUCAAUGAAUAGGCUGGAUGUAAAGAAUGCAGCGUAGAUGUCUGGCUA
This is a messenger RNA of Mixia osmundae IAM 14324, 4641 nucleotides long. RefSeq lists its product as uncharacterized. Gene Ontology annotation, biological process: meiotic cell cycle; regulation of synaptonemal complex assembly. The transcript has 12 exons. The coding region runs from base 462 to 4601 and encodes 1379 amino acids. Lineage: Eukaryota; Fungi; Basidiomycota; Mixiomycetes; Mixiales; Mixiaceae. The record is from RefSeq and is a predicted model, not a curated record.